AUGAGCGGCAUCCUGAAGCGCUCUCAAAAGAUGCUGGUCCUAUGGGACAAGACCUAUGCAGAGAGGUUAUGGUGCAUGUUCGAACUGGCCGCCUUCGUGAAGAGCCGUGGAGCUGGCGGCAUGGCCAAAGGACAUUUGGCCAUUCGACCCACGCUGUUGGGGCCCUGCGUCUUAGCCAUCGUUUUAUCGUUGUCCAGCUUCUUCAUCAUCUUAGUUUGCGUGUUUUCCUACGGUUGGGAUCAUAUGGAGUUGCUCGGGGGCGUGUCUCUGGCGGUCUUGAUCUUGAGCUACCCUGCGGCCGCGGUCUUUCGGGGCUACUUCCAUUCGGUUCAUGUGCUCCAGGAGCAAUUGCAGGACUUCCGACUCUCCAACACCAAGUGCUAUUGCUGCACCGUGAAGCACGUCACAGAGAAGGGUGUGCCAUUGCCUUUGUGUGACCGCGAGAUCCUGACGAAGUCUAUUGGCAUUUGGUUCGGGAGUGGCCUGAACUUCGAACAGGACGCCCGAUCGGUGGUCCUGGAAUGCUUGACGGAGCAGCUGGGUCAUAACUACUUCCCGUAUUGGCUUUGGCUGGUGGCCACCUCUCCCAUCUUGUGGAUCUUCUUGGACAUCACCGUGAAGUCCCAGUCCCGCCCUGGUGGUGCCUGGAGCGAUCAGUGGCCUUUUUGGUUCAUCUCGGCCUGGGGCUGGUGGAUGGGUGCCGUGCCCUGUUGUGGGGCCGCUUUUUUUCACAUCUGCAAAGUCCUGCGUACGCCGUGGAAAACCCGUUGGAUGGAUCGCGCGAUGAAUCUCCUGGUGGCCCUCGUGAUGCAGCCGAUCUUCGGCACCAGUUUCCUGCUCCUCGCUGCAAAUCGAGCUGCCUCCGGGUCGACGCAGUGUCGUUCACAUCGCGUUGGCCAGCCUGGUGUGGAACGUGUCCGCUUGGACGCGACAGCUGGGCUUGGCUUCUUGAGUCGCCCCUUUUUGGAUCGAUCGGUGAGUCCGACCGUGAAGAAACCGAGUCGACGAGGAUAUGCGACGCGCGCUGGUUCUGCAGCUUGGCGCCUGGUCGGUGCGGGCACUCAGUUUGAUGCUCUGGUGCAUGGUUUAGGCUUUCACAGCUUUCGCCCAGAAGUGCAGUUGCCAGACUAUGAGUGCCAGUUCUUGCCAGAGGACUGGUAUGAAUUGAAGCAAAACUUCGUGGGGAGCCUGAACUUCUUCCGGGAGUUUGGCGCAGUCAGGUUUCAGUCCGAGACCGACGAGGAGCAACUGGGCGACCUCCAGAUUUGGCUGAACUACGCGGUGGCCUUUUCGGAUCACAACUGGUCCGUGCGCGAUUGCCCCUUCGCGAACUUCAUCCGGAGGCUCUACUUGUGGUCCUUGUGCACCAUUGUGGAUGGGCUGCCACACCGUGAUCACGUCGAGUGGAAGGCCACCGGAGAGCCUGUGUGCCAAGAGCUCCGUGAUGCCCCCAUCUCCUUGGCCAGGGAGCUCUUUGGACGCGAUCACAGCUCCUGGGGCCUCAGGAGUUGGGAGCAGAUCUACGUCUUCAUGAACACGCGCUUCGCGGAUCUGAUGACGAUGUGGGUGCGACCCGCGGAGGAAGCCAUCAGGAUCGUGGCUCCCCACGUGGAGCCAGGCGUGGACUGUGAGUUGCAAGAGGAGUUCCCUUCUGGCUGGGAUUGGAAAGGACACCUUACGAGGAUGUCCGACCCAUCUGUGGGGUCCACCUCCAAGGAGAGCUACCAUGAUGCCAUCCACUACACACUGAACCCUCAUGCCAUGCAGAACAUGGAGGGGAAGGUGCAGGAAUGCCCCAUGGGUUGGCUCGCGCUUUUGGUUCACCAGAUGCUCAUCUGCAUGGGCGGCCUCACUGAACAGGCAGCCUUCAGCGCGGCGAUGCUGGAGAAGUCCUUCUUUCUCAUCGAGCAAGACAAGGGUAUUAACUGGGUCCUACACGCGCUGUUGAAGACUCGGUGGCCCAUUAACCGCUUCUUCUUCAGCACCGGCCUCAUGGUACAAGCCAGGAGAUUUGUGGAUGAUCAACCAAGAUAUCAGCAUAAGCCUUACGAGCUCGAUUUCCAUCCCAGUGAGCUCCUCUAUCCCUUUGACGAGCGGCAUCAGCUACCGCAUGGCUUCUCCGUGGCGGCGCUCCGGCAACGGCGCAGCGGCUUCGGGCGCAGCGAGAGCUACGCGCAGCUGCUGCGGGCGCUGGAGAUGUCUGUGACUCGAGCAGGCCUUGUGGGAGGAAGACCUGUGGUGAUGUUCACCUUAGUCUAUGGGGAACGCUAUGCCAGGUAUUUGGCCAAUUGGAUUCGCCGCUCUGCAGCCUUUGGGCACGAAGCGAGGACCUUGAUCUUCUGCCUGGAUGAACACACGGCCGAGGCGUGCCGCGCGAGCCAUGGGAUUCCUGAACUCUGUGUUCAAGGAGGAGUUCAGACGACUUCCAACAAGUUUCAUUUGAUGUCGGCCAUUGUGAACUCCGGCGUCGAUGUGCUCUACCUGGACUUCGACUUGGUCUUCUUCAAGGAUCCCCUGCCGCCCAUCUUGACGGCCGCCAAGAAGGCCGAGCUCUUGUUGACCCGUGACCUGGGCAGCGAGUGCAUCAACAUCGGCGUGGUCUUCAUGAAGUCCCACCCGGCAAAUGCCAAGUUCCUCCAGGAUCUGAUCAUUUGGCUCUGGCAUCACCCCUAUGAGUUCUGUCAAAAGGCGUUCGCGGGGCUAAUGGGUUUGGAGGACCUCCAAUGGAAUAGCCUCUACGGCAACACUGUGGAGGCCUUACCACGUUGGGGGUUCUUGGACUCCUUGAACGCCUUUGUCACCAGUUCUAUCUAUGGCGAAGCCACUGGAUGGACAGGAGACGAGGACCGGAUCGUCAUCUAUCACUACUUGGACGGCACCGGUGCGGUGGACCCUGCGAUCGCCGUGCGCGGCUACGUGAAUUUGUUCGAUCUGUUCUAUGCCAAUGACAAGUUGAACCUCUCCGACCCGGUCACACCGCUCUAUUUGCAGGACGAGCAAGUGAAGUCCCAACUGGACUUCUCGCGCCACCCGGCGCCCAUUAAGCUGCAGCCUUGCAGCCACAUUGAAGAGAGCGCCUACCCCUCCUGGAAGCAGCGCCAGCGAGCACAGCUUCGAGAGCGGAGAGAGCUUUGGCCAGUCCAGCUCUAA
Molecule: messenger RNA, 3150 nt
Organism: Durusdinium trenchii
Lineage: Eukaryota; Dinophyceae; Suessiales; Symbiodiniaceae
Source: the annotation of a GenBank genome assembly